Impatiens glandulifera is the source of this 1469-nucleotide messenger RNA. Its product is annotated as R3H domain-containing protein 1. Gene Ontology annotation, molecular function: nucleic acid binding. The record is from RefSeq and is a predicted model, not a curated record. Lineage: Eukaryota; Viridiplantae; Streptophyta; Magnoliopsida; Ericales; Balsaminaceae. The transcript has 4 exons. Bases 230 to 1279 code for a protein of 349 amino acids.
UCUCUCUUUCUCUUUUUCUCUCCUAGUCGGGUUAACCGGGUAGGAAGAUUAGAGGCGGAAGCUUGACGACAGCCUUUCUUCUUCCAUUGAAGAUGCAACCUUCUUCUUCUUCUUCUUAACCUUCCUUCCCCUACGGGGUGAGAGAGAAGAAGAAGAAGCAGAUUCUUCAUCCUCUCCAGGAAAAAGGAACCGAUCGAUACCCGUGUCUGAUUACGGAGAUAGGGUUCUCAUGGAUUCACUUCCAUCAACUACCAAAGAUGAAGGCUCCGCCCUUCUCCAAGACACGGAUGCUUGUGCCGCUCCCUUAGUCGAUCCUUUCCUGGUCGAGGCUCUCCAAAACCCUCGUCAUCGUCUCACCAUUCUGAGGAUGGAACUCGAUAUCCAAAAGUUCCUGCAAAACUCAGAUGUGGAACAGUUUGAGUUCCAGCAAUUCCCUACUUCAUACCUUCGACUUGCAGCUCAUCGCGUUGCUCAACACUAUGGCCUGCAAACAAUGGUUCAGGAUAGUGCAUUAGAUGGUCAAGGGACAAAAAUUGUGGUGAGGAAAACGACGGAGAGUAGAUGUUCCGCUAUGCAUUUAUCCGAUAUACCUAUUAGACAGUUAGGUACUGAGAAGCAUGAUAAUGUUAAAAUUUUCUUGAGGCCAAAACCUUUUAAUGCAUCGAAUGAGGCUAGUGAACUGGGAAUGAAACGUAGUACUGUGAGGACUGUUGAAGAAAGGAAGGAGGAUUAUGAUAGGGCACGAGCUCGAAUUUUUAGCAGUCCCACUAACUCAGAGUUGGAAGAUACAAUUUCUCAGGCGCCGAUAGAAGGGAAGGUUUUGUGUAUGACUACUGAGCCUGAAAGAUCUAUCAGUGUUAGAGAUGUGGGCAUGCCUUCUCUAGUGGCCACUUUCAAAGAUAGGGACAAAGAUCUUACUGAUCCAGAUUAUGACCGAAGAAGUUACAAAAGGUAUGUUCAAACAAUGCCAACUGCUCAAAAUAUAAAUUUGAUGCCUUUGAGCAUGCAUAAUUUCCGCGGUCCAUUUGUGCCUUAUGGUGUUUUUCCUCAGAUGGCCCACCAUCACCAGCCUUCUGUAACAUUCGGUGCACCUAUCAUGAAUCCGUUUUGUGCAAAUGGAUUAGAUCAUCAAAAACCCAUAGACGUUGUUCAUAUGCAAUGGCCGACAUCUACAAUGAUGUAUGCUCAGUCUUACGAUCAAUUUCGACACGCCUUCUUCCAGGCACCCUGCAGCCAGCAGCAGCAGCCUCUGAGCUUCGGUUACUCCCAAAACUAUUGAUUGAAUAUGUCUAUCUGUAUUACAUUUCAAACCGGGAUAGCGAAUUCAUUAUUUCAAUAUUUGGACAAAUAGUUUAAUUUUUUUUUUUAUCUUUUUGAGCCCCUCUAGAUGGCAAGACUUUGAACUCGGAAACUAGUAGUCUCUUUCUGGUUGUCAUUUUUGUUCUCUAUUAUGACUUAUUUCUUCUGCA